Bufo gargarizans (Asiatic toad) is the source of this 845-nucleotide messenger RNA. RefSeq names its product transmembrane 4 L six family member 19 (gene TM4SF19). Gene Ontology annotation, cellular component: membrane. The transcript is spliced from 6 exons. NCBI's taxonomy places the organism in Eukaryota, Metazoa, Chordata, Amphibia, Anura, Bufonidae. The coding region runs from base 72 to 701 and encodes 209 amino acids. The record is from RefSeq and is a predicted model, not a curated record.
ACUUAUUUCUAGUACAGAAUAUAGUGAGUGAAUACUGUGAGCCUCUUUGGCAUACAUUUCUAAAAAGGAGAAUGUGUGUAGGGAAGUGUGCCCGCUGUACUGGACUCUCCCUAAUGUUAUUGGCUAUACUCUCUAUCACUGCAAACCUUUUCCUCCUCUUCCCAAACCUUGAUGGGUCAUACUUCAGAAGACACCAGAUUAGCCGCUAUGCUAGAUCGCUGUCAGGAGUUUGGGCAGGAGGACUCAUGGUGCUUCUGGCCAGUAUAAAAAUCACAACCACUGGGUUUAAAGUAAGAAGACUGUCUUGCUGUGGACCUCGCUUUGAUAUGCUCCUAUCUGGUAUUUUCUCCUUUGUGGCUUUGCUUGGAGCUGCAAUAUCUCUUACGGUCUCUAUCACUGGGUUAUUCAGAGGUCCCUAUUGCUUGUACAAAGAGGAUGACGGAGCAGAAAAUAAAUGGGGCUAUCUUAAACUUAAUCUAUUAAAUAAUGACUCAGGGGUCAUGGCUCCAGAAACGUCUUCCUGGAUUGAUGCCUGUAUAGAACCUCCAGACAUUGAGACAUGGCAUUCCAGUUUCUUCAUUCUUCUGUCUAUGAGUAACAUUUUACAAAUUAUCUUGUGUCUCUCCCAGAUGGUUAAUGCAAUUUUUGGAGUGAUAUGUGGACAUUGUGACCAGAAAAAUGAUUCUCCGAUGACCUUCUGAGUCAAAUCUGUGACAUCACCCCACGUCCUGCCUUGGUCUGAGCUUGUUACAUAACACAGUCUUGCAAGAUUAUGGCCAGUUAGGAUCUGGUAGGAUUCUGUGGUCCUUCCCUGGACAGCAAUGAAGAAAAGGAAGAUCUGUCCU